Thlaspi arvense is the source of this 616-nucleotide messenger RNA. The record is from the annotation of a GenBank genome assembly. NCBI's taxonomy places the organism in Eukaryota, Viridiplantae, Streptophyta, Magnoliopsida, Brassicales, Brassicaceae.
GGUAAAGAUGCAAGCUGCGAUUCGUUCGUUGGUCUCCGGUGGAAAUGUUGUGAAAGCCUCUAUGCUGCAGCACCUCCGUGUGAUGAACCCGGCGAUUCAGCCUUCCGUGUUCUGUUCACGCUCCGAAUCCACUCAGCCUUCUCGUAUGGAGGAGCACGGAUUCGAGAGCACAACCAUCUCUGACAUUAUGAAAGCCAAAGGCAAAAGUGCUGAUGGAUCUUGGCUCUGGUGUACCACUGAUGACUCUGUUUACGACGCUGUUAAAUCCAUGACACAACACAAUGUUGGUGCCUUGGUGGUUGUGAAGCCUGGUGAGCAACAAUCUCUUGCUGGAAUCAUUACAGAGAGAGAUUAUCUGAGGAAGAUCAUAGUGCAAGGGAGAUCAUCCAAAUCAACCAAAGUAGGGGACAUUAUGACUGAAGAGAAUAAGCUUAUCACCGUGACACCGGAGACUAAGGUCUUGCGUGCUAUGCAACUGAUGACAGAUAACAGGAUCAGGCACAUUCCAGUAAUCAAAGACAAGGGUAUGGUGGGAAUGGUGUCCAUAGGAGACGUGGUCCGUGCAGUUGUCAGUGAGCAUCGAGAGGAGCUUAACCGCCUGAAUGCCUAUAUUCAG